CCCCUCGCACCCUUUUGUCCCCAGGGCGCCUGGUGGCCGCCUACAGGAAGACCCACCUGUGUGACGUGGAGCUGGAGGGACGCGUCACCAUGAAGGAGAGCAGCUUCACCAACCCCGGCGCCGAGAUCGUGGCCCCGGUCAGCACGCCAGCGGGGAAGCUCGGCCUCUCCAUCUGCUACGACCUGCGCUUCCCCGAGAUCUCGCUGGCGCUGCGCCGUGCCGGCGCCGAGAUCCUCACCUACCCCUCAGCCUUCACCGUCCCCACGGGCUCGGCGCACUGGGAGCAAGCAAGCAGGGACAAAUCCUGCAGCCCAGAGGGGCCAAGAGCCUCUUUUUCUCGGGGUAUUUGAGCCUCUUUUUCUCGGGGUAUUUGAGCCCGAGAGGUAUUUUUUGGGUAUUUGGGUACGAAUCCCCGCUCUCUGCCCCACGUCCUGCCCCGGGGGCUGCGGUCAGGCAGUGCCGUGU
This is a messenger RNA of Egretta garzetta (little egret), 465 nucleotides long. RefSeq names its product deaminated glutathione amidase-like. The record is from RefSeq and is a predicted model, not a curated record. Lineage: Eukaryota; Metazoa; Chordata; Aves; Pelecaniformes; Ardeidae. The transcript is spliced from 3 exons. Bases 90 to 350 code for a protein of 86 amino acids.